Molecule: messenger RNA, 1029 nt
Organism: Ambispora leptoticha
Lineage: Eukaryota; Fungi; Glomeromycota; Glomeromycetes; Archaeosporales; Ambisporaceae
Source: the annotation of a GenBank genome assembly
AUGACAAAACAGUUUAUUAAAAUCGCGCCUAAAGCUCCCACUAAUACCUUUCAACCGAUCGUUUAUUCAAAUUUCACGUACGAAACCAACAGUAACAAUCAGCAACAUAUAACCCCGUCUAACCAUUAUACUAAUGAACAAAGACAAACCCAUAAGAAUUUCGGAUGUAUUAUUAACCCACAGGACUGCUUCCGUCAUGAUUACUUGCAUCCGGAACAAUUGCCCUAUAAAAUCAGCUUGAAUAACAAAAUUGAGACAACCGCGGUUGCGAAAAAUACAUUGAGCUCAAGGCCAUUUAACUCCGAUUCAACUUUUCAUUUCUCAGCAACAGCGCAGCCCUCAAACGAAGCAAGAAUCGGUACACAAAUGAGAACCUCAAAUGAUUCCUUACUACUUCCAAAUGGCAAGCAACACGAUAUGGAUAUUAACCCAAACGUUACCCAAAUAUUAAAAGCUAAGCGCAAAAUAUUGUGCAAAGAACCAAGUAAUCAAUUUCACAAAUAUAAGCAAACUAAGUUUAAAAAUAAUAAUUUAUCCGAGGAAAUUUCUUCACAAUCAGCAAAUCAUAAAAUUGAAUUAAAACAACAAAAAAAAUAUUCAACCAAAGUAUAUUUAGAUGAAGAUUCAUUAUCGGAAAUAGCUGAUCAAGCAUUUAAUCAAUCCAAAAAAUUCAAGCACACACAACCUACUGAAACAACCUCUCUUCACAAUCAACACCCUUUCAAUACUUUUUCUCAUUAUUCCUCCUUUGCACCAAGCUAUCUAACUUCCCUACAAUUCACGAACACACAAGCAUAUCCCAAUAAUAAUCACAAUUUACCGACUACAGAAACUAGAUUCGAUUUUCACUUCAACAGCAUUGAUUCUGAUAAUGAUUUUCAAAAUAAUAACCUUCGUAAAGAUUUUCCGAAACUUUCGUUUCUCCACGAAUAUGCUUACAACAGCAAUAUCAAACAGUCGAAUUUUGACCCACAUAAAGGCAAAGAAAUUGAAAAUUAUUAUUUAAAAUAUCAACCAGAUCAGAACUAG